Cryptosporidium ubiquitum is the source of this 981-nucleotide messenger RNA. RefSeq lists its product as uncharacterized. The coding region runs from base 1 to 981 and encodes 326 amino acids. Lineage: Eukaryota; Apicomplexa; Conoidasida; Eucoccidiorida; Cryptosporidiidae. The transcript has 4 exons. The record is from RefSeq and is a predicted model, not a curated record.
AUGUUUUUUAAAGAAAAAUCUGUUAAAGAAACUCCAACUGCUCCAGCUAGCCCUUCAAUAUUGCCAUUAAGUGAUGCCAAUCUUCCAGAAACAGUAAUAAAAGAAAUCAAUCGAAUAUUAUAUUUUGGUUUUGGAAGCUUUUUAACCGUUUCAAUCAUUUCAUUAGCAAUAAUUCAGGCUAAUUCAAAUGCUGUUUGUGAUCGGAAUCUAGAUGAAAUGAUUGGUUUAUCUUCAAUAUUUUCACUUUCAAUGUCUCUAAUGUGCUCUCUCAUGCUUCUAUUACCAGAUCAAAGAAACACAUUAGUAAAAGCAUUUAAAUACAAUGAGUUUCCUUCUAUGAAAAAAAUAUCAGUUUGGAAAUGGACUAGUAUUAUUUCAUUUAUUUUGGUUCCUAUUUUAGUGAUAAUACAUGAUGUUGGUGGAUUCAUAAGUAUUUCUGAAAGUAACUCUUGUAAAUAUACCGCACCAGGAUUAUAUAUCGGAGCUUCUAUUGUGAUGAGUUUCCAACUUUUAAUUAUCUUAUUAUUAACUAUGGCACUUUUUUUUUCUAAUUUAAUGGAUUUAAUAUAUUCGCUCCCAUCCAUAAAUAUCGACAAAAUUCAUGAAUUUACUGAUAUAAUGGUAGGAGAGUUGGUCAAAUAUACAAAAUCUUUAUUUAAUUUGGUAAUGAAUAAAACAAGUGAUUAUUUUGGAAAGUGCUGUUUUUCAAGUUCCAUUGCUGAACUCUACUCAAAAUUCGUUUCAAAUUGUAAAAAACUAAAAUUCUCUUUUUCUGAAAUGAUCACUAAAUUGGCCGAUGUGUCAAAAAAUAUCACCAGCAAGUUUCGAGCUCUAUUCGAAAAUGUUGGGAAGCUCAGUAAACAAGCAGUUAAAAAAAUUAACUUUUGUGGUGAGGAAUUAUGUGUUUUUGGAAGAAAAAUAAUAAUGAAAGCCAAAUCAGCUAUUUUAACAGUAAAAGAAAAAUCAAUAGGUAUGUUAUAG